Cotesia congregata is the source of this 1218-nucleotide messenger RNA. The record is from the annotation of a GenBank genome assembly. NCBI's taxonomy places the organism in Eukaryota, Metazoa, Arthropoda, Insecta, Hymenoptera, Braconidae.
AUGGAAUCUAGUAAACAAGCGCAAGUUCUUCGUACUUCAAAAAGCCGCAAUAACCGCGGAAGAACGUCUCGACGAUACUUCGUUGCUGAUGCAAACUACGAAUAUCAACAAGCAGUUGAUGCACAUUUUGAAAAAUUAAAAAAACGUCAAAAAAAUAGGGAUGCUAUUAUGAAAGAAACUAUUGAGCAAGCUGAAUGUGGAAAUUGGCAUAAAUAUCGGAGAGAUAUGAUUACAGCAUCCCAUUUUGGACUAAUUUGCCGUAAAAAACCGCAAACUUCAUGCGCGGGAAUUGUUAAACAAAUUCUUUAUUCACGUUCAUUAGGUAAUGUAGAUAGUGAAAAAGAAGAUAAAGAAAAUGAAAAAAGAAAAAAGAAGAAAAAUACUGAUAAGGAAAUAUCAACCAAAAAAAUUACGAUUAUAAGUAAUGAAAGUAUUAAAAUAGAUUUAUCGAAUCUAUUAAGAAAAAAAAGAAAGAAUGAGAAUUCCAUUGAUAAUCAUCUAUACAAUUUGCCAAAGAAACAAAUGAAAACUGCGGAUUGCAGUAAAGUUAUUACGGAUAAAGUAACUAUCCAAAGAUCAAAUGAUGAUUGUAAAAGAAAAGUUGCUAUUAAUUCUUGGAUUACAAUACCAAAUUCAGAUAAAAUAUUUACGGAUGAAGAAAUAUUAAAAGCGAUUGAAAUAAUUGAUAAUCUGAGAGUUAAUAUAUCUCUUAGUAAUGUAAUAUCAAAUAUUAGUUCAUCCGAUAGCCUUUUGAAUGACGAAAGUAUUGAAUAUUUUCUACAGAUCUUGGAUCAAAACUCUGAUAAUUACACGCAUCCCGUGCUUUAUUAUUCAUAUCCCCAUCUUAUUGUACCAUCUAAAACUAAACGUGACUUACAGAUAAUAGGAGGUAAUCAAAACAGGCAUUGGCGUUGCAUACGAUUCGACGGAACGAAUCUUUUCGUGUAUGAUAGCUUGUCUUUACCACUAUCAACCGAAGACUAUGAUUACAUAAGAAAACGUUUUCCACAGGUAAAACCAAAUAAUAUAACUUUUAUAGAAGUUACCCAUCAAUCUGACACUUACUCUUGUGGAGUAUAUGCUGCUGCUUUUGCAACUACGAUUGCGUUAGGAGAUGAUCCUUGUUUAUAUCAGUACUCUCAAAAUUCUCAAGCAAUGAGAAUGCAUAUGAUUAAAAUCAUAGAACAAAGAAAAUUAAUGCUUUUUCCAACAGAGUAA